AGCCUUAACACAUACGUUUUGAACCAUUUCUUUAAUUCCAUCUCUCUCUAAAAGAGUUUAUUUUUUAGAAGAAGAAGAAAUUUAGAGAGAGAAAGAAGAGAGAGAAAGCCUUGCAUUUCUCAUGAACUGUGGUGUCGUAUUGGGUUUCUAUUGCUGGGGCUGGGAGUUCUUAACUGCCCUUCUUCUUUUCUCAUCUUCAUCUUCUUCUUCCUCCUCCUUUUCUUUCUGAUUAAAUCACUUCCCGUCAUUUAAUUAAUUACGCGUAAAUUUAUAAUAACUCUCUUAAUCUAAAUUAUUUUUGUUUUCUGGUUUCUCUCUUUUUUUAAUUUUUCUCUUUGGAAGUUAACGUACAAAUAUGGAGAUGGAGGGCACUACUAAUGACCAUGAUCAUAAGGGUUUAUUGGAAUAUGUUAGGAAAACAACGCCUCCGCCAUUUCUACUCAAAACCUACAUGCUCGUGGAGGAUUCCGGCACCGACCAUGUCAUCUCGUGGAACGGUGACGGAACAGGGUUCGUCGUGUGGCAGCCGGCCGAGUUCGCUCGUGACCUCUUACCGACUCUCUUCAAGCAUAGCAACUUCUCAAGCUUUGUCCGGCAACUCAAUACCUAUGGUUUUCGAAAGGUAGCAACAAGCCGGUGGGAGUUUUGCAACGACAAGUUCAAAAAAGGCGAACGGGAGUUACUAUGCCAAAUUCGUAGAAGAAAAGCAUGGUCUAGCAAGCAACAACAAUCCAAUAAUAUUGCAUCAAUUCAAGGCACAAAUCCACAAGAAUUUGAUGAAGAUCAAAGAUCAUCAUCAACAUCAUCUUCGUCGGAAAUCAACACCCUAGUCGACGAAAAUAAACGACUCAAGGAAGAAAACGGGGCGUUAUGCUAUGAGCUGGGUAGCAUGAAAAGGAAGUGCAAGGAGCUUCUUGAUUUAGUGGGUAAGUAUGCACAUUUAGAAAAAGAAGAAGAAAAUAAUGAUGAAAGGCCAAAAUUAUUUGGUGUGAGAUUAGAAGUUGAAGGAGAAAAAGAGAAGAAGAAAAAGAGAGCAGAGAUUAGAGAAUGCGCAAGCGUUUUAUUAUCUCAAUCAUGCAAAUAAUUAAUUAAUACAGUAAUUGAUUGUGUCAAAUUAAUUAAUGUAGAAUAAUGAUAAUCAAAAUAGCUACUUGGAAUGUAAGUAGCUAUUUAUGUAGCUAGCAAUAGCUUCCUUAGAUAUACAUACAAUGUUCGAUAGUAUACUUAUGUUUAAUGAAUGGUUUACUUUAAUUAA
Molecule: messenger RNA, 1255 nt
Organism: Mercurialis annua (annual mercury)
Lineage: Eukaryota; Viridiplantae; Streptophyta; Magnoliopsida; Malpighiales; Euphorbiaceae
Product: heat stress transcription factor B-3
Exons: 2
Coding region: 356-1084 (242 amino acids)
Biological process (GO): regulation of transcription by RNA polymerase II
Cellular component (GO): nucleus
Molecular function (GO): RNA polymerase II cis-regulatory region sequence-specific DNA binding; DNA-binding transcription factor activity
Source: RefSeq, a predicted model, not a curated record